Molecule: messenger RNA, 1578 nt
Organism: Castor canadensis (American beaver)
Lineage: Eukaryota; Metazoa; Chordata; Mammalia; Rodentia; Castoridae
Source: RefSeq, a predicted model, not a curated record
AUGCCGACCAAUUGCGCCGCGGCGGGCUGUGCCACCACCUACAACAAGCACAUUAACAUCAGCUUCCACAGGUUUCCCUUGGAUCCUAAAAGAAGAAAAGAAUGGGUUCGCCUGGUUAGGCGCAAAAAUUUUGUACCAGGAAAACACACUUUUCUUUGUUCAAAACACUUUGAAGCCUCCUGUUUUGACCUAACAGGACAAACUCGACGACUUAAAAUGGAUGCUGUUCCAACCAUUUUUGAUUUUUGUACUCAUAUAAAGUCUAUGGUAGAAACCAAGUCAAGGAAUCUUUUGAAGAAAAACAACAGUUGUGCUCCUUCUGGACCAUCUAACUUAAAGUCAAACAUGAAUAGUCAUCAAGUACUACUUGAACACAGUUAUGCCUUCAGGAACCCUAUGGAGGCAAAAAAGAGGAUCAUUAAGCUGGAGAAAGAAAUAGCAAACUUACGAAGAAAAAUGAAAACUUGCCUACAAAAAGAACGCAGAGCAACUCGAAGAUGGAUGAAAGCCACAUGCUUUGUGAAGAAUUUAGAAGCAAAUAACAUGUUACCUAAGGGCACAUCAGAACACAUUUUACCAACUGCCUUCAGCAGUCUUCCUUUGGAAGACUUCAAGAUUCUUGAAGAAGAUCAACAAGACAAAACAUUACCACUUCUCUAAAUCUAAAACAGACCAAGAAUAUUCACAUUCAAGGUUUUUUUUGCACAGAACUUGAUGCCCAUCCUGCAUUAUUUUCAGAGGUAAAGAUAUUUAUGGCAAUUAUGCCAAAACUGAGUAUUUAAUAAAGUUUUACUUGAUGUAGCAUUAUUACUGUAUAAUUUAAUACCUGAUUAUAAAAAAAAGUAGAAACUUUUAUUUCAGAAUGAAUGGAAGUGCCUUACAUGAGGAAUGUACUUAGAAGUUUUGCUAGGAAAUAUAUAUUUGCAAGGUGUUGUUGUUUUUGUCUUUUUAAACUACUGUUAAAGAACAACCUAUGACCAGUAAUAUAAUCUAUAUUAGAGAAUUUUUUUUCCUGUACCAAAGUUAGGAUACUACAUUCUAAGUAAGAUGCUAAGGAUGAGUUUAUCAUAUUAACUGUGACCUUAAAACUGCUGGAUGUUGUAUUUAGUUAUUAUUGGCACUGUGGUUUGAAAAUUUAUAAAACAAAAUAUGAGGUGCAGGGCAAGUUACUUUACUUAAACUUUUUUUUAACCAGUAAAAGUAACCGUAUCAUGGCCUCUUUUAUAAGAAUAUUAGAUUUUAAAAUAAGUUAUGAAAUGUUUUGAAAACAGUAUUUUUGAACGUGAAGGACCUUUUUUGAGUUAUUUAAACUAGGUAAGCCUUCAAGUACCUCAGACUAGUAAAAACUGGGAAUUGAUUAUACCCACCUUCUAAGAAAACAUGUUGUGAAAUAUUGCAAGGUGCAGGAUUUUUUUUUGAUAAUUAAAAUAUUAUAUUUCCAAUUUCCAGUUUGGUAAAUUAAUAAGCUUAUAUACUAGACAUAUACUCCUUUGCUCCUGUGUGUGUUGAUAGCAAAACUCUUCAGCUUUUUUUUAAACUACUUUCUAAAUAUAGUCUAUAUAGGUAUAGUAGUUUUUU